AUGUGGUUCAAGUAUUUUGCAGAAAUAAGCGCCCCCGUGCCUGCAGACGCCCCCACGGCCCCCGCGGCCCCCACGGCCUCCACGGCCCCCCAGGCCGGGAGCAUCUCCGACCCCCCCACCAGCAUCUCGGUCCACGGCUUCUCGGAGCGGAUCCUGGAGACGCUGGUCCACUUCCACGUGAUGACGCUGCGCGGCGGCUUCUUCCUGUGGGUCGGUUCUGCUCCGGUUCUGUCCAACCUGGCCGUGUCCAUGAGCAGCAGAUACGACUCGAUGCCUUUGUCCACGUUAGUGAUGGGAGACCCGUCGAACACCGCCGCGAUUAGGUGA
Messenger RNA from Cololabis saira (Pacific saury), 327 nucleotides. RefSeq names its product proteasome assembly chaperone 4-like. NCBI's taxonomy places the organism in Eukaryota, Metazoa, Chordata, Actinopteri, Beloniformes, Belonidae. The transcript has 3 exons. Gene Ontology annotation, biological process: proteasome assembly. The record is from RefSeq and is a predicted model, not a curated record. The coding region runs from base 1 to 327 and encodes 108 amino acids.